AUGAGAAGACCCUUACCUCGUUUGUAUGUCGUUGCGACCAAAGUCUUGGAAGCACGACUCGAAGGCAAGGAACAGCAGCAGUCUUUUCUCUUUCGACAAGACAAAGCCCGGGAUCUCAGAAGAAUAAAACGGCUGGUUUGUUUGGCUCAGGAGAACUUCGAUCAGUUGACGGAGUCGUUGGAGAGAGCUGGUUUCAGCUUCGAAGUCUGCGAUAAAAAGCUGGCAGCGAUCGUCGCCGCAGACGUGGCCUUCUCCUCGCCGGAGUACCUCCCGAAGAGCUCGAACCACAAAGUUAAAGAAAUUCUGAGAUACCAGGAAACUUUGCGGAGUCUCGCACAUGCGGCUAAGAUUUAUCCAGCUGCUCAGAUUCCCCGCAUCCGAUACGCGAUCCUCAACCGUCUGAAGAUAAGCCAAUCAACACUAGGAAAAAUGCUCAAUAAAUUAGGAUUCAUCGAAAAAAAAUUCGAAGCGCCUCCCGGAACGACACCAGAUGCGGUGAUCGAGAGCUACUGGAAUCAUCUGGACAACCUCCGAGCGUCGGAAUACUCAUGGGAUAUUCAUUUUCCUGAUGAUGUCCUCGUUUUUAGUUCGAAGGGAGAUAUCCACAUGAAGAAACUCGUUCUCGAGUGGAAGCAGCUGCUGAUGUUCAAUAAAUCUGUGAUGGCUCCCGUUCAAGCUCUCGACCCGAAAAACGGUGAUACAGUACUGGAUACUUGUGCGGCUCCGGGGAACAAAUCAGUACUUGCGGCUCAGAGCUGCAGUGGUCUGGUGUCUUGCGAGCGCAACAACAAACGUUUCAAGUUGCUGGCGGAGAACCUGGAACUUAGCGGAGUUACUGGCAAGCGGAGGUGCGAAGUCAUACACAGCGACUUCUUGAAGAUCGACAAUUCGGAUCCAAGAUUGAUCAAGGUGACGAAGGCGCUUGUGGAUCCAAGUUGCUCCGGUGGCGGGGAUUUCGACCACACUCUAGAUCAAUCGAGAGUGGAAAAACUAGCCAAUCUACAAACAAUGAUCCUGAAAAAAGUCUUGCGCUUGCCGUCGCUGAGGACCGUCGUCUACUCUACCUGCUCAUCACAAACCAGGGAGAACGAGGGUGUCGUCACGGAAGUCUUGGAAUGGGCGGAUGGGCAACCUGAAGAAAAUGGCCAGUGGGUUCUGGAGAAAGCUUUGCCGAACUUACCGUUCCGCGGCGACGAAGAUUUUUUUCCUGGAGUCGGGGACAAGUGUCUAUUCUUCAAUCAUGAACGAUCUCGCACCUCGGUCCAAUUUGUUGCCAAGUUCGUGCGAAAGCUCAGAGGGGAAACUCGGAUGGAGAUCAAGAAGAAGUGCCGUCUGGAGACGAAGAAGAAGCUGAAACGUCUGAAGCAGAAGCGACGGAAACACCAAAAGGAGAAACUGAGUAAAGAGGCGAAUAACAAGCGCUCAGAUCACGGUCGACGGAGCAUCAAAUAAAAAAAUUCUACAAUUCCC
Molecule: messenger RNA, 1470 nt
Organism: Galendromus occidentalis (western predatory mite)
Lineage: Eukaryota; Metazoa; Arthropoda; Arachnida; Mesostigmata; Phytoseiidae
Gene: Nsun5
Product: Nop2/Sun-like domain containing protein 5
Exons: 11
Coding region: 1-1452 (483 amino acids)
Biological process (GO): rRNA base methylation
Cellular component (GO): nucleolus
Molecular function (GO): RNA methyltransferase activity
Source: RefSeq, a predicted model, not a curated record